AUGCAGUUCUUUGCUGUGAUUUACUUCCUCCUGGGUCUUACCAGCCUUGUAAGUCUUGAACCCUGACAUCUCCAUACACAACAACCCUCAAAAGUAUGCUAUCAUGUCUGACAACAAAUCCACAGACCAUCGCCACCCCAAUUGCCCUCAUCUCAGAAAACGACCGCAGCCUCGCUACUCGUACAGCUCUUCAACUCACCCCAUCAAUUGCGGCUGAAUUAGAGGCCAUGUCUGCAACCCUCGCUAGCAACAACAGCUCCACCACAAAUGGACCAACCCUCAAGGAGCGUAACAAGGUACACAUCACCUCAAAUCCAUCAACUCACACCCUAACCUCGUCAUAUCCGCUAAUUCAUUAAACUCAAAGGCAGAAAUCUACUGCGCCAGCCAAAUCGGCUCCUACAACUGGCCCUGGGCCGAAGUCGACGCAAUCCGCGGUCUGGUCCCCACCCUCCAAGGGUGCCGCUGCUUCGCCAAAGCCCGCGACUACGCUAUCAUCGCAAGUGUAGGCUUGAAUGCCAUUCUUCUCUACAACGAUGCAUAUCCCCCCUCCCUUCCCUUAGCCCCUUCCCUCCCAGCUUGCCAUCUUUCUUUACCACUGUAGAACGAUUUCGAUAUCAGCUCGGAAUGCGCCUACCUCGGCAGCUACGCACUGGAUAUCAUUGAUUAUUAUAAUGGCCAGUUGAACCUGGGGAAGUUUUUGAAUGGACCUGAUUCGUUUAGGAAGGCGUGGUUUGUGCUGGGGCAGAAGAUGGAUACGGAUGGGUAUAAUGUUGUUGUUAGGGGGUUUGGGGCGAAUCCUAGUUAA
Molecule: messenger RNA, 808 nt
Organism: Hymenoscyphus albidus
Lineage: Eukaryota; Fungi; Ascomycota; Leotiomycetes; Helotiales; Helotiaceae
Source: the annotation of a GenBank genome assembly